UUAAAAAUAAGCGAAGUCGUCGGACCGCUACCGUGUCGGGAGGAAGAAUACGCUAACAUUUACGAUUUUAUUUCUAGUAAAUUAUUGGAUAAGUGUGGAGGGUGUAUGUAUAUAUCUGGAGUACCCGGAACUGGGAAAACUGCAACAAUUUACUCAGUAGUUCAAGAACUAAGGCAAGCUGUGCAAACGAAGCAGAUACCAAAGUUUAAAUUUAUCGAAAUUAACGGAAUGAGACUUACAGAACCAAGUCAAGCCUAUGUUGAAAUUUUAAAGCAAUUAACAGGAGAAAAGGCUGCAGCUGAAAGAAGCGCCAGCAUUCUAAAUACAUAUUUUAACUCUAACCAAAAAUAUGCGACUAUUGUACUUGUUGAUGAGUUGGACCUACUAUGGACUCGUAAACAACAUGUAAUGUACAACUUAUUCGAUUGGCCAAAUGCUCGCUACUCCCGUUUAAUUGUACUGGCUGUUGCUAAUACUAUGGAUCUACCGGAGCGAACAAUGAUCAAUAGGGUUUCUAGUAGAUUGGGGUUGACUCGAUUAACUUUUCAGCCGUACAGUUUUAAUCAGUUAGAACGUAUUAUACGAGCACGUCUAGCUAAUUUGGAGGAAAUAUUUAGCCCAGAUGCGAUUCAGUUCGUGGCUAGAAAGGUUGCUGCAGUAUCUGGAGAUGUUAGGCGUACGUUAGAUAUCUGUCGCAGAGCUGUCGAGAUUGUUAAUCAGCAGUUAGACAAAGGGCAAGAUUUAGAUAACAGUAGCGACGCAAAGGUAGAAAUGAAACAUGUAGCAACAGCUAUUUCUGAGAUGUUUUCAUCUCCGAAGAUAGCCGCUAUAAGAAACGCUUCCGUACAUGAACAGUUAUUUCUUCGCGCCGUUAUUGUAUCUUUUCGAUUGAGCGGAGUUGAAGAGACAGUUUUUAAAGAGGUUUAUGAACAGUAUGUAUCUAUUUGCCGAACGGAAGGAAUUAUGGUAUGCAGCCCAUCGGAGGUACUUAAGUUAUGCCAAAGAUUGGGUUCCUGCAAGUUGCUACUAGUAGAACCCGGUUGUGCCCAGCUGGCGAAGAUUAGAUUAAACGUCAGUCAGGACGAUGUAAGUUAUGCCGUUCAGAGUGCUAUGCAAUCUUAA
Trichoplax adhaerens is the source of this 1122-nucleotide messenger RNA. RefSeq lists its product as uncharacterized. Gene Ontology annotation, cellular component: nuclear origin of replication recognition complex. The annotation marks the transcript as partial. Gene Ontology annotation, molecular function: ATP hydrolysis activity; ATP binding; DNA replication origin binding. The record is from RefSeq and is a predicted model, not a curated record. The transcript has 9 exons. NCBI's taxonomy places the organism in Eukaryota, Metazoa, Placozoa, Uniplacotomia, Trichoplacea, Trichoplacidae. Gene Ontology annotation, biological process: DNA replication initiation; mitotic DNA replication checkpoint signaling; cell division.